Molecule: messenger RNA, 1884 nt
Organism: Parnassius mnemosyne (clouded apollo)
Lineage: Eukaryota; Metazoa; Arthropoda; Insecta; Lepidoptera; Papilionidae
Source: the annotation of a GenBank genome assembly
AUGGAUCCUCAGCGCUUUUAUGGUAAAAAACGUCCUGCAUUUUCCAUCCCAGAGAGUAGUGAAGAUGAGAAGGCAUCGGAUGAUGAAACUUAUAGAAACCCAGGUCCUGAGAUUUUCAUUCCAGAGAGCAGUGACGAUGAAAUCGCUUCAGAUGAUGAUCGUGGAAAUGUAGGUGAAUUUGAAGAAAUUUAUUUAGAUGACGACGCUCUUGAUAAUGAUUGCGACGAAUAUAUUCCUUAUGAAACGGAAGAAGAAGAUAUCUCAAGCAAGCCUUCUACGUCAAAACAGCGCACAGGAAAUAAGAGAAAGAAGGUUAAAUGUGUAUGGUCUGAUGAAAGUAUGGCGUAUGACGAGUCACAUAUUGCGUUUUUAGGAUGCCAAGAUCUCCCAAAUGAAAUUAUGAAACUCGAAGCGCCCAUGGAUUUCUUUAAAUUUUUAUUUCCUUCUUCAGCGAUUAAUUUAAUUGUAAGGGAGAGCAACUUAUAUGCUGAUCAAAUCACCGAAAGCAACCACAAUGAAGUCACGGAAGAAGACAUACGUAAAUUUUUAGGCAUAAUAAUUUAUAUGUCUGUGGUGCAUCUUCCAACAACACGUCAUUAUUGGAAGGAAGGUACAUACAUUGAAAAGGUGGCUUCAGCAAUGACUUGUAACAAGUUUGAAGAAGUAAAAAGGUUUUUACAUUUUUUUAACAAAAAUGAUGAGUUGGAGUCCGGUGAUCCAAAUUUUGACCGGUUACAAAAGAUACGCCCUUUCCUUAAUAUAUUGCGUGAAAGACUGUUACAAGUGCCUAAAGAAGAAUACUUGGCAAUUGAUGAACAAAUGAUUCCUACCAAAGCACGUACUUCUGGUAUGAGGCGUUAUAAUGCCAAAAAACCACACAAAUGGGGCUACCUCAAUUAUGUGCUAAGCGGAGCCAGUGGCUUUAGCUACGAUUUUGAGGUUGAUACUGGAAAACACCCUGAUCCGCCAGAGAACUGCCCUGACCUCGGAAUACCAGGAAACAUUGUCCAGCGUUUGUUAAACACUGUUCCUCAAAAUCUUAAUUAUAAAAUUUUUGUGGACAAUUGGUACACUAGUUUGCCUUUGAUGGCCAACUUGCAUAAAAAAGGACUCCUUCCUUUAGGAACAAUUCAGCUCAAUAGAGCACCCAAUAUAAAUAUAGAAAAAAAAACUAUUAUGAAAGAAGAAAGAGGAUAUUGUGCGGAAAAAUCUACCAUUUAUGAGGAUGUCAAAUUAACCGUUACUACUUGGGUAGACAAUAAACCUGUUAGCCUGUGUUCUUCAUACGUAGGCAAAGAACCCAUGGCAAUGGUGAAAAGAUUUUUAAAGAAAAAAAGGGCCAAAAUUGAUAUCCCUUGCCCAAAGGCUAUUACAAUUUAUAAUAAAUAUAUGGGCGGCGUAGACUUAUUAGAUUCUAUGCUAGGUUUUUAUAGGAUUAAAAUUCGAAGCAAAAAGUGGUAUCACAGAUUGUUCUUCCAUUUUAUAGACCUAGUCUGUGUAAAUAGUUGGUUAUUGUGGAGACGUAGAACCAAACAAAAAGGUGAAGACAUGUACAUACCCUUGCUGGAUUUUAAAUUAAUGGUGGCAGAAAUUCUGAUGCAAGAAGAUGCCAGAGUUUUUACACCAACUCGCAGAGGACGACCGCUAAAUGCAAAUAUAGAAAAUAUUAAAAAAGACAAAAAACGACGCCGCAUUGAAUUGCCUCCUGUUGAAGUAGCCGAAGAUGGCUUUAAUCACUGGCCGGAGUGGAAUACUGACCGACAAAGGUGUAAGAUGGUCGGCUGUGGUCAAAAAACCCAAGUAAUGUGUACUAAGUGCAAAUGUUAUUUAUGCUUGAAUAAGGACCGCAACUGUUUUAAAAAAUUUCACAUGUCGCAUGAUUGA